CUUUCCCGCAAAAGACCAUUAAAAAUCCUGAAAGAAUUUAUACCAAGCCUCCUGGAUCCCGAUCCUUGCAUCAUGAGGGCAAUCGUCCAGCGUGUGCUCUCAGCCGGCGUCGAGGUCGAAGGGCGUCUCGUAUCAGAGAUCGGUCCGGGCCUUCUCGUACUCGUCGGCAUCCACGAAUCCGACGGCGAAGCUGAUGCAGAUUAUAUUUGUAGGAAGGUUUUGAAUAUGAGGCUUUUUCCUAACGAGAAGAGUGGAAAAGCAUGGGAUCAAAGUGUGAUGCAGCGCAAUUUCGGAGUUUUAUUGGUGAGCCAAUUUACCCUGUAUGGUAUUCUUAAGGGCAACAAGCCGGACUUCCAUGUAGCAAUGCCACCUAACAAAGCAAAAGAAUUUUAUGCAUCUCUUGUUGAAAAGUUUCGAAAAUCAUAUACAGCAGAUGUGGUUAAAGAUGGUAUUUUUGGUGCAAUGAUGAAGGUUAAUUUGGUAAAUGAUGGCCCUGUUACUAUGCAACUUGAUUCUUCACAAACAAGGAAUUCCAACGGAGCGAUAGAGGAUAGAACAGCCUCAUGUCAUACAUGAUAUUCAAGCAAAGAAGGGAGACUUACCUCUGGGUUGUGGGUGAGACACCGGUGAUCGGGCGGAGAAGAAGCGGCGCCGGCAAGCGGACGGCGACCAGCGGAGCAGGUGACGGGAGGGGAUGGCGAUCGGGAUUGGGAUCGGGAUGAGGGAGCCUGAGCGAAAAUACUGAAUAGGGUUUUUGGAGAUUUGAUUCGCGUAAAUAGGGGGAGUGGUUGUUCGGUCUAACUCAACUGCCGGUUCAAGUCGAUUCUAAACAUUUUGAUGUAGGGUUGAUUUUCAACUCACCAAGAACCAGACCUCCGGCUAGUUCACGGUCAAACCGGUGGGCCGGUUUUUAAAUACUUGCUAUUUUCUCUAUAUUUUUUGGACUAAUUUUCAAAAGUUUUUAU
This is a messenger RNA of Phalaenopsis equestris, 965 nucleotides long. RefSeq names its product D-tyrosyl-tRNA(Tyr) deacylase. Bases 73 to 576 code for a protein of 167 amino acids. The record is from RefSeq and is a predicted model, not a curated record. The transcript is spliced from 9 exons. NCBI's taxonomy places the organism in Eukaryota, Viridiplantae, Streptophyta, Magnoliopsida, Asparagales, Orchidaceae. Gene Ontology annotation, biological process: tRNA metabolic process. Gene Ontology annotation, cellular component: cytoplasm. Gene Ontology annotation, molecular function: D-tyrosyl-tRNA(Tyr) deacylase activity.